UUGUAAAUAAGAAUUUCUUGUUAACUGAUUUGCCUAGUUGAAUAGGGCACACGCAAUAAGUGCGUUUCUGCAUCUCACCUGUAGAACGGGACAUCUACAUUUACUGGUCGUAAACUAGGUCGAAAAAAUAUAUAUAGGCAUAAGGUUAGCAGUGUGGUUAAGGUAAAACAUCUAAUUUUAUUAGAAAUAGAAUUGGGCGGGGUUUACUACUUUGUGGCUGUGGUAACAACCAAGUGGAUCCAGUUCACAAUUAUCGAUCAACAGCUUUUAUUUUAGUCGACUACUGUAAAGUUUAGUCAUGGUGUGGUGCUCAGUACCUGGAUGUGCGAACUACAAGCAAGCACAGGCUGCUGGGGUAACGUUUCAUCGGUUACCUGUCAGAGAUAUUACUCGUAGUCGACAGUGGCUGGCGGCAAUAAAGAACGCAGCCUAUGAUGUGAAUACUGCACUGGAUAAAUAUCCAAAUGUCCGUGUUUGUAGCCAGCACUUUCAGCCAGAGCAUUUCGAAACGGACCUGAAGUCUCAACUGAUGGGGUUGCCAGGUCGUCGCACGUUGAAAAGUGAAGCUAUUCCAUCGAUUUUCCCCUUCAUUUCAAAGAGGAAGGCAUCCGAUCAGCCAACAUCAGCGCAGCAGAAAAGAAGUCGAGCUGAGUAUCUGAAGAGUAUUGAAGCUCUCAUCACCCCAGAGGUGGCUCCAAUAUUGCCUGGAAGGAAGAACAAAGGUGUUCUGACCCGUCCCCGUGUCCAGGAUUCUGGAACCAGCAUUGACAUUACACCUGAGAGUGCAGAUGUGUGUGUGAACAGAGUCUGUCUGAUGCAGCUCUUCCUGCUCUGCGAGAGGUGUGGCUGCGACUGUGAUGCCAGGAUCCAGGAUGAACUGGGUUGCUUCUCUGUCGUUCAGACGUGCCCGUUCUGCAGUCACCACAGGAAAUGGAUGAGCCAGCCCUCUUUUGCCCAGGAAACCUGUGGAUUGAAUGAAGAGGCGGUUGGAGGGACAUUGUCCCAGCCAUGUGAAGAUAGAGACCCAGACCUAGAGAACAUUUGCUUGACUAUGGAAAUCACUGAGGAGUUGUGUGAACAUGAUUCUCGGUCCUCGGACGAGGAGAGUGAGGAGGACGAAAAGCCCAAGAAACGGAAUAAGCAGGAGAGAUCAGAUGAGACCGAGUGGGAGCCGUCUGAUGAGGAAGACAUUGUAAUGGACUCUGGUUCUUCUGAGGAUUUGGAAACGGCAGGUUCCUCUGGUCUAACAGAAAAGGCCGACGUUGAUAAUUCUCAGAGCGGAAUAGAGAAAGAAGAGAGACUUGUGGAGUGGUGUACUGACUGUGGAGCCGAGCCCGUACUCGCCUGCACCACACAGCGCCAUAAGAAACUGUACGCCUGUGGUGUGUGUGUGAGUGAGGUCCAACAAGCUGUUGGAUUUGACCGAUUCUACAUGCAGUUCGAGGACCCGGACAGCUUCGAGGAACAUGUACGACGGGAACACAACACACAACCUCAUAGGUUGCUCUGUACAGACUGUGGCAUCUUUCCUCACAAGAAGGACCAUCGGUGUGAGCACAAGAUCAAGAAAUUCCGCUGUGUAGACUGUGGUAAGCGCUGUAGGACUGAAACGGGUAUCAAGAUUCACAGGCACCUCCACCACCCUGACCAUGUUUUCCCCUGUAAGUUCUGCCUGCAGCCAUUCAAAACCAGGUCAGACAAACUGACACACGAGGAGAGCCAUCAGGAUGAGAACUCUCCCUACCAGUGCUCAGAAUGCUCCGAAAAAUUUAAUGACCUAAUGGCAAGGAACAGCCACCUACGAACCCACAGCAACCUGAAUAGAAACAUCUGCCACACUUGUUACAAAGAAUUUUCUAACAAAAACCAUCUGGAGAGGCAUGUGAUUAUUCACACAAGGCAGAAGCCCCACAUGUGCCAGGUCUGCCAACAGUCCUUCAACCAAGCGAGCCACCUCAAGUCCCACAUGCGCCUCCACACAGGGGAGAGGCCCUUCAAGUGCCAGCUGUGUGAGAAGUGCUUCAAUCACAAUGUCAGUCUGAAGAACCACAUCCAACGCUAUCAUGGCCCUGAGGAGAGUAACACAGGCUGAGGAAGAGGAGAGUAACACAGGCUGAGGAAGAGGAGAGUAACACAGGCUGAGGAAGAGGAGAGUAACACAGGCUGAGGAAGAGGAGAGUAACACAGGCUGAGGAAGAGGAGAGUAACACAGGCUGAGGAAGAGGAGAGUAACACAGGCUGAGGAAGAGGAGAGUAACACAGGCUGAGGAAGAGGAGAGUAACACAGGCUGAGGAAGAGGAGAGUAACACAGGCUGAGGAAGAGGAGAGUAACACAGGCUGAGGGAGAGGAGAGUAACACAGGCUGAGGGAGAGGAGAGUAACACAGGCUGAGGGAGAGGAGAGUAACACAGGCUGAGGGAGAGGAGAGUAACACAGGCUGAGGGAGAGGAGAGUAACACAGGCUGAGGGAGAGGAGAGUAACACAGGCUGAGGGAGAGGAGAGUAACACAGGCUGAGGGAGAGGAGAGUAACACAGGCUGAGGGAGAGGAGAGUAACACAAGCUGAGGAAGAGGAGACUUCCACAAGCUGAGGGAGAGGAGAGUAACACAGGCUGAGGGAGGGGAGAGUAACACAGGCUGAGGGAGAGGAGAGUAACACAGGCUGAGGGAGAGGAGGCUACCACAAGCUGAGGGAGAGGAGGCUACCACAAGCUGAGGGAGAGGAGGCUACCACAAGCUGAGGGAGAGGAGGCUACCACAAGCUGAGGGAGAGGAGAAUAACACAAGCUGAGGGAGAGGAGUCUCCCACAGGCUGAGGGAGAGGAGGCUCCCACAGGCUGAGGGAGAGGAGGCUCCCACAGGCUGAGGGAGAGGAGGCUCCCACAGGCUGAGGGAGAGGAGGAGGAGUCAAUCACCACCUUCCGGAGACACCUGAAACCCCACCUCUUUAAGGAAUACCUAGGAUAGGAUAAAGUAAUCCUUCUGAUCCCCUCCCCCUUAAAAGAUUUAGAUGCACUAUUGUAAAGUGGCUGUUCCACUGGAUGUCAUAAGGUGAAUGCACCAAUUUGUAAGUCGCUCUGGAUAAGAGCGUCUGCUAAAUGACUUAAAUGUAAUGUAAAUGAGGAGGUAAGGUGAGGCCCAGAGGGACAUCUAGAACUGCUGGAGAAAGAAAUGUAGCUCUAGAAGACUUACAUUGAUCACACCAUUGUUGUGUUCAUAGGGCAUACCGUAGCAAAACAUUUUUCAACAGGAAAUAAAAAUGAGCUAUUUACUACUACUUUAACCAGUACUUAGUUUGUGUUGAUGUUAUAUAACAUGCAUUGAUGACUUUCUACAUAUUUGAAUCAUUUGGAAUUCCAGUUGUUUUAAUAGUUGUUGAAAUAUCAUAUUAGAAAAUAGUUUUCUUAUAUUUUUAUAGAGGAUUUUUGUAUUUGCUGUCAUGAUGAUUAAAGUUCCAUUUUGAAA
Salvelinus fontinalis (brook trout) is the source of this 3466-nucleotide messenger RNA. RefSeq names its product zinc finger and BTB domain-containing protein 17-like. Bases 299 to 2092 code for a protein of 597 amino acids. Lineage: Eukaryota; Metazoa; Chordata; Actinopteri; Salmoniformes; Salmonidae. The record is from RefSeq and is a predicted model, not a curated record. The transcript is spliced from 6 exons.